UCGUAGCGCGAAAUCUUCACCAAUAGAGGGUUAUCGCCCUUUGAGACAUAUCGCCCAAUCCAAUGACGUCAUAGACAGGAACAAUAGGAUGACGUCAUAGAAUGGUUCCAUGACGACAUACCUGGUUUGCCAGCCAGUCGACAGCACGACAUCGUAGCAAUCAGACGUACAUUUCUUGCUUCCUGGAAAUUUCAGAGUUGUUUGCAGUCGAGUGUACCCUUUUACCAGUGCAACUCUAACCGAAGUGUAUAAGAUGAGUCUGCAUCCUCAAGUGCGGUCGAGACGCCGGAAAAUUCUCUCGCCCAUUCUUGAAACGAACGAGGGCGAAAUAAUCCCAAUCAGACUAACACCCACAGAAAAAGAACAUUUACUUGUUCAGUAUAUGGACUUAAAGUCCCAAGUUGGAGAUUUGGAGGAAAGCCUCCUCGAUCAUCUCUUCAGUGAGAACAAGAAACUCCUAGAAGAGAAUGAGCGACAGAGGCGAGAAGUGAGCCAUGAGAGAGAGUUGCGGCUGAAGGCCGAGGCUGAAAGACAACAGUUCCGACUAGACUAUUUUAACUAUAAACUCAGUUUCACAAUGGAGCAGGCUGAGCUCCGGGAAGUGAAGAAAACACUGGAGGAGCUGGCGGGAAUGUGGGAGACGGAGAAGAAGGCGGAGGAGGAACAGAGGAAGAAGCUGGAGGAAGAGCUGAAGCAGCUGAAGUCACACCAUCAGCUUGCUGUGCGUGAACUGGCUGCCCUCCAGCACCACACUGCUCCUCUGACCUGUCAGACUCCCGGCAAGACACAGCCCAGUCUUCCCUCCGUGGCUCCUCCAGGUAAGCCGAAGAAGGCACACAGACCCUACACGGGACGAUCUAAGAACAAAGGUCUAAACAAUGCCUCAUCUGCCAAGUCGGACCUCCUCGCUUCAGGGGACAACUUAAUCAAGGUCAAGGUUAUAACAACCCAGAACAACUUAAAGAUCGCUGGUGGUGUUUUGCCCAAAGACUCGCAAAUUCACAAUGCUGCCAAGAAACCAAUCCGAUCAACCAAGGGUGUUUCUAUUGCAAAGCAACCGCAAGUUCGGAACAUGCGAUAAUGACUCAUAACAUUUAAGAAGUGAUUUGUUAUUUUUAAAUUCCAUAUUGUUGUUAUCUCUUUAAUUGUUAUUUCGUUUUACAAGAAUAUAACAUCGCAAUA
This is a messenger RNA of Haliotis rufescens (red abalone), 1182 nucleotides long. Its product is annotated as translation initiation factor IF-2-like. Bases 254 to 1081 code for a protein of 275 amino acids. The record is from RefSeq and is a predicted model, not a curated record. Lineage: Eukaryota; Metazoa; Mollusca; Gastropoda; Lepetellida; Haliotidae. The transcript is spliced from 4 exons.